Molecule: messenger RNA, 1945 nt
Organism: Brassica napus (rape)
Lineage: Eukaryota; Viridiplantae; Streptophyta; Magnoliopsida; Brassicales; Brassicaceae
Product: NDR1/HIN1-like protein 26
Exons: 1
Coding region: 1167-1808 (213 amino acids)
Biological process (GO): defense response to other organism
Source: RefSeq, a predicted model, not a curated record
GUACUCGUACUAGUUUUAUAGUAUAUAAAUUUAAAAUAAGAAAAUAAUACGUGGCGCCUGUUUCAUGCAAAUACUACAAACCGGUUGGGCAAAAAAAAAUACUGCAAACCGAGCAGGAUAAGCAUAUAACGGUUUAUUCCAAGGAAAGGAUCUUCGACGCCGUCAUUCACGUACUAUAAAUAAGUAACAUGAGAAGAUGUUUAUUGCCGGUCUUUUAAGUUGGAUCUCUUAGCAUAAUAAGAUACAGUCUCUUAUUUAAGAAAUGUUUCUUAGUUUUUUUAGUUAAAAUCUAAGAGAUCGUAUCUUAUAUUACGCUAAGAGACCCAACUUAAAACUUACGAUAAUUAUGCUCUUAGGCACGCUCUUCUUAUGUGUAUAUUCAUGUGAAUAAGAAUAUUUAAUAAAGAGUUCUUAAUUUAUUAAAUUAAAAAAUAUAUUGUUUACAAUAUUGCCAUGGAAGUUUGGACCAGAUUUCUAUAAGAUUUCAAGGCGCUUUUUACCGGUUGUGGAGCUAAAGUCUAAAUCACAUUAUUAUUGUAGUGUACUGUAAUUUUUCUUUUUCUCUAAAGAAAGACUAAAACAAAGACAUUUUAAAGAUAACAAGUCAAAUAAAAAUAGAUUUUAUACUUGCUGUACAGCUUAGCUAGGUCUUUUGGAUUUAUUAUAUCUGUUUCUUAUUUUUUCACGAGGUUUUUUCUUUUAACUUUGCAUGAUCUCACAAAUUUUACCAUUCAUAUAUCCCAAAAAGAAGAAAAAAGUUACCAUGCACUCACCCAAGUGUGCAAGAAAAAGAAAACGUUUUAAAGUCACACAAUGUGUUAGUGUGUUACCUUCAUUGAUAAUUUGCUUGUUUGCCUUAACUAGUCCAGCAUGUUUAAUAAUAUAAGUAACUAUAACGUUCACGCAAAUAUAUUAAAAAGGAAAAAGAAAACACAGUCCAUUCAUCUGUUAGUCCAAAGGUUAAUCUUUUCACACCAUCACAGGUCACAAGUAACCUCUCAAGUCAUAAAAGCAUUUUAAAGACAAAGAUAAUUGCCGCUUAAGUGCUAUAGCUUUCUGUUCGACCAAAAAAAAAAGUGCUAUAGCUUUCUAUUCCAUUACUUCUCCCUUUAUUUAACACCUUCACCUCCUCUCUUUCUUAAUUCUAUCCCUCUCUCCCUCAUAAAAUGUCUACAAUAUCUGAAACUUCUCCAAAACAUUGCGCCAAGAAAGGAGGGAUUAACAUCAACAACCGUCGCAAGAAACUAUUCUUCACGUUCUCUACUUUCUUCAGUGGCCUUCUCCUCAUCAUCUUCCUCAUUUGGCUCAUCCUCCAUCCCGCGAAACCCGAGUUCUCCCUCACGGAAGCCGAUAUCUACACCCUCAAUGUCUCCUCCUCCACCACUCAUCCCCUCAACUCCUCAAUCCAGCUCACUAUCUUCUCCAAAAACCCUAACAAAAAAGUAGGAAUAUACUACGACAAGCUACUCGUAUACGCAGCAUAUAGAGGACAACAAAUAACAUCAGAGGCUUCUCUACCGCCUUUCUAUCAAUCUCACGAGGAAAUCAAUCUUUUAACAGCGUUUCUCCAAGGGACUGAGCUUCCGGUUGCUCAGUCCUUUGGUUAUCAAAUGGUUCGUGAUCGGUCAGCCGGUAGAGUAAUCAUCGGUAUGAAGAUGGACGGGAAGCUAAGGUGGAAGAUUGGGACAUUUGUCUCUGGCGCAUACCGGUUUAAUGUGAAUUGUGUUGCACUAGUGGCUUUUGGACCGAACAUGACCACUUCUCCAUUAGGUUCAAUACAGGGGACUCGUUGCUCAACAGAUAUAUGAGACAUAUAUUGAAUAAUCAACCAUAGAUAUAUACUAUAGUUUCUUUCACUGUAUUUUUGUGCUGGUCAUUAGUACUACUUGUAAAGAUAUAUUAAACUGUUUAUCUAUAAUUAUAUAAACUAUACUCUUUUGAUGCA